Melanaphis sacchari is the source of this 976-nucleotide messenger RNA. Its product is annotated as COMM domain-containing protein 4. The transcript has 9 exons. The record is from RefSeq and is a predicted model, not a curated record. Bases 341 to 847 code for a protein of 168 amino acids. NCBI's taxonomy places the organism in Eukaryota, Metazoa, Arthropoda, Insecta, Hemiptera, Aphididae.
ACACUAUUCUGUACUACCUAUUUGUAUUUAUUAACAAUUUAUCCUUACUAUAUUAUCAUGGUUUUAGGUUUAUCAAAGGAUUAGACCAGUAAACAGUAAAUACCUACUGUGAACUGUAAAGUUAAUCAAAACCAAUCUAUAUUUUAAUCGUGUGAUAUUCUUCUUGAAAUUAACACUACUUACGCUUCCUUUUCAGGUCCUUUAGGGAGCCUUUUCUGCGGCGUUUAUCAUUAACGUGUCACAAUGGUAUUGUUUGAUAUGUUUGAUACAGAAAUUCAAAUUCUGCGGGGGUGGUGACUGCCCAGAAUGGUUAUUAGUUCAGAUCAAUGCACUUUCAAGAAUGACAUCGAUUAAAAUGAAACUGUUAGCUCAGUGCACGGUUAAUUCAUUGCUUGGAGAACCAUUCAACUUUGAAAAAGCUAAGGAGCUUAUGGCUGAUGCUAAACUGGAUAUUGAAAACUGUAAAGCCUGUGUAGCCGCAAUCACAUAUAUUCUAAAAAAUGCUGCUUGUCAUGCCGUUUCUCAAAAUUAUCUUUCUAAUGAAUUACAACAAAUUGGUUUACCUCGUGAACAUGCUUCAGCGCUAUGUAGAGUAUAUUUAGACAACUUAUCAAAAAUUACUAAGGUGUUGAAGAACGAAUCUUUACGAAUUGGUCGUUUAAAUGAUGUCGAUAUAUCCAAAAGAAAUGAUGGCGAAUAUGUAAUGAAAUUAAAUUAUGAUAAUCAAUCUAAAAUUUCAGAAGAAAAUAAAUUCACGUUAACGAAGGAACAAAUUCAACUUUUAAUUGCAGAGCUCAGUGAUGUUAGCAAUCAAAUGAAUACAUUAGCUCAAGAAUGUAAAGAAUAAAUAUUUUCAAUUAAUUUAUCUAGUAUGUAUAACUAAUUAGUAACCAUUAGUACAAGUUACAACAUAUUAUUGUCAAUAUUUAAAAAAUACAAUAACAUUUUAAUAAAUGUAUACAAUAUUAUUUACAAU